CUACUGUCAGAAAUCAGAAAAGUGACCCGACCAUGAACAGCUUACUGUUCCCAUUGCGGUGCUAUCGCUUAAACAGUGUUUCUGCCGGAAUCUGGAAAAAGACGACUAGGAUUCACGCUCCCUAUGUUCGUUCGUUUUCAUCCUCGGGUCCUAAUCGAUUCCAUCUUCCUUUCGUUUCCUCCUCGAAGCGUCAGAGUUCAACGAAGAUUCCUACGUAUGUUUGGAUGACGGUCGGAGGAUCCUCGGUACUAGUUGCUUACUGCUACGUUUCUUUUCUAGACCGGGCGCCUUUAACGUCACGGUUACGAUGGAUCGCGACUUCACCCGACUGGGAGGAAUCCAUGGGAGACCAAGAAUAUCGAAAACUGAUACAGCAUUUUCGGUCAGACGUUCUGCCACCAUCUCACCGGGCAUCUAUUACGGUCCAUCGGGUAGGACACCGUAUUACCGAGGCGGCUCUGGAUUUUGCUAAAACAUACAGCCUACACUCCUACGUUCAAAAUUCCCGACCCUACACCUAUUCAGUUGUGCGGUCGGAUACGGCCAACGCCUUUGUGCUGCCGGGAAAUCACGUAUUCGUCAUGACGGGCUUGUUUAAGUUUGUGAAGAAUGAGGAUGAGCUCGCCGCCGUCCUCGGGCACGAAAUGGCGCACAACUUGGCACGACACGCCGGCGAAAAAGUGUCGGGCUCCAUUGUCGUCAAUAUCCUAGCCCGCAUAUCGCUGCUCAUUGAUCCGUCGGGAAUUCUGAUGACGUUCUUGUUGCCCGCCGCCACAGUGUUGCGAGAAUUACCAAACAGUCGACAGCAAGAAACCGAAGCGGAUCAUAUCGGUUUGCAUCUGGCCGCCAGAGCCUGUUACGAUCCGCGUGCCGCUCAACGUGUUUUUGGAGCGAUGAAAGCGGCCGAGACUUCGGAUGUCCAAAGAUCUCCCGAAUUUUUAUCCACGCAUCCAACACAUGAUCGACGACUGGAAGAUUUGGCAACGUUUAUGCCGGAGGCGCUAGCAAUAGUGGAGCGAGACGCCGAUCGUUGCCGGCACAUACGAGCAGAUAUGUCGUUGGCGAGGCAACGUGCAGUUCGGGAAGCACAAAUAAGCAACACACAGUCGUACAAGAACAAUCGCGAACGGUGA
Phaeodactylum tricornutum CCAP 1055/1 is the source of this 1133-nucleotide messenger RNA. RefSeq lists its product with no specific name. The coding region runs from base 33 to 1133 and encodes 366 amino acids. The transcript has a single exon. Gene Ontology annotation, cellular component: membrane. The record is from RefSeq and is a predicted model, not a curated record. Gene Ontology annotation, molecular function: metalloendopeptidase activity. Lineage: Eukaryota; Bacillariophyta; Bacillariophyceae; Surirellales; Neidiaceae.